AAAAGACUCUACUUGUCUAUAUGAGACUAUUCUAUUUUUUUUUCUUGAGUUUUUAGUGAUACCUGAUAAACGUAUACGUAGGAAAGACCGCAAAUUUGGGAGCGUGAGGGGAGUUAUGAAACAGGUUUAUUUGACGGGUGGUGUGACGCCGUGGUAGAAGAAUAUCCCCUAGGAGCCCCAGAGGUAGGCGAUUUCCAUAUGACAUAGUUGAUACAUAUCAAUCAAACAGCGAAACGGACUGGAUGCUAGUACAUGUUAGGAUUUUUUCUGAUUUUCUGUUUUUACUUGUGAGUUUUAAGGCAAAAUAACGUAUGGAUGAAUUACGCAUUAUGUAACAAGAUACAAUACAGUGAUUCCUGGAAUUAAAGCACUGUGUUUUUUUUACGCAAAAUACUGAAAUGUUAUUUUUAGGAUAGGAAACAGCAACAGCUAUGGAUCAUGGAUAUAUAGCAAAACGAGUGGAGGAUAAGAUCCCCCUUCCCACCCCUGUCCCACACCAUAGGAGGAACAAAUUUCGUGAGACCACCCGAUUUUACCAGUUUGCGUUAUUUUUAAUUCCUCUGGGGACGCUCUUCAUCGCUAUAGGCGUCCUUAUCCCCCACUGGCUGGCCGUGCAGAUUGUAAACUUUGUUACCCUUAAAGAGGAUUACAACAUAGGACUGUGGGAGAAAUGUGACACUCUCAAGGAAAAAUGUGAGAAACGCCUUGAUUCAUCCCUAAAAGACUUUGAAUUCACUGUGAGGGCCUUUGCUGUUUCUGGUCUGGUAGUGUCGAUCAUAGCCUCCGUGCUGAUUGUCCUGUGUGUGUUCGUCCCCAGAUUUGCAGAGCGAAUUUUGUUCCAUGUGCUCACUUCCGGAGUCUGUUACCUUGGAGCAUUCCUAUCUCUGUGCAGCAUCACCAUAUACGCCGCAGAACACAAGAUAAACAGGGCCUAUAUGUUGUCUUACUCCUUUUACCUCAUUCUAUUUGGCGCUUUCUUUGGGAUACUUUCCUCCGCCAUUUUGAUAAACGUUUAUGUGUACAGGAAAUGGAAAUACGAGAAAAGGAUGUUGAAAAUUACUCGUAGAGAUGUCCAUGUUCCAGGACAACAGAAUACACGAGCGGCUAGUGACUAUGGAGAUGAUCAGGACGAUGUGCCGAGCGAGAAGAGACGAUAUAGCGAUGAUGAUCGCUCCAGGUACAGCGACGAGAUGUCAAAACAAAGCGACAACUUUUCCGCUAAACAAAGCGAGAUUUGAAUGAGGAACUUCAUGUUUAGAAUACACGAUUAAGCCAUUCAGGGAUACCAUCGUACGUUAGUUACUAUGUGAAACCCUAAAAUAGCUGGCUUUAAUAGUCCAAAGAAACAAAGGAGCUCAUGGUGGACCCUUGUGUGUACAUUAAUAUAACGCCAGCAGCAUGUUGCCUAUAUUCUGUAGGUUUAUUCAGUAUUACACGGAGGAUAUUGGAAAGAUACAGUGUAACAUGUUACAGUUAUAUAUAUGCGUGAGUGGAUACUUAUAUGCGUGAUUUGUGUUUAGUUCAACAGCGCCGGGACGGAAUAAUUUUCAUGAUGUCUCAUUUAAACUUAUUUAUUCUUUGUGCAUAUAUGUUACACUUACAGACAAUCGGAAGCGUCCUGUCGCUGUAUUUAACGAUGUCAUAGAAAAUGUCCUAAAGAUCACCAUUCUUCAUCUUUUUCUUAAUGCGCAAUAGAUCUACUAAGAUUAAUUAAAUUCGCAGUGCUUAUUUUUCAUUGUUGCUGACAAGUGUUGACAAGUCAUGGAUGAGUUGAGUGCCGUUAUACUUUCGUUUUAAAAGGGCAUAUAAAGACUAUGUCGUUCACAUGGAAUAACCAUUUAUAUUAUAGAUGAUUUGAUAUACGGUAUAUGUGCUAGUAUUUUUAAAAGAAAAAAAACAUGAAAAAGUUCAGUUUUUCAAAUGACAAAAGAGUGCCUUUCUUCUUAAAGGACAUCUCGUUAAGCUUUCAAAGAAUAACAGCUGAAAUGUAGGUAAAAUGACCCUGGAUUCGUCACUGAGGAUAUGUUCAGACAAGGAAUUAAACUAUUUUGUCUGUAAAGCUAUUUUUCCCCUCAUGUAAAUAUCACUUGCCCGUACAUGCACUUCAGACAAUAGAUUUUGACAACGACACAUAUUUGUUUUUUCUUAAUUAUCAAAAGCAUAUUUCUGUGCACUGAUAAUAUAAUUAAGUAGAAUAGUCCUGAUAUAACGAUAUUAGCAUAUUGUAAUUUGAAUAUAUAUUCCAGUAUUGCGAUAUUCUACUAAAAUUAUUGCACACGCUCUACGUAAUUUAAAAUGAUAUACAACAUAAGCGUAUACCAAAAGUGUCAUAUUCAUAGUGGUGUAUAAAGUUAUACUGCCUAUAUUUCAUGCAUAUCAUAUUUGUUGUAUUUAUGUAUGUUAAAUGUCCAGUAACUAUAAUACUGGAUAGUAAUAAAACGAGAAAACAUU
Molecule: messenger RNA, 2451 nt
Organism: Saccostrea echinata
Lineage: Eukaryota; Metazoa; Mollusca; Bivalvia; Ostreida; Ostreidae
Exons: 3
Coding region: 432-1238 (268 amino acids)
Cellular component (GO): plasma membrane
Source: RefSeq, a predicted model, not a curated record